CUCAUGGGGAUGCAAGGAUGUAGAGGAGCAAAGGGAGAGAAAAGGCCGCGGGAAGAGAGGUGGUGUGAGACCCGUGGCAGCGCUGGUCAAGGAAGGGGUCAUGGAGAUGCGGGCGGAGCGACCGGCCGGGUGCUGGCCAUUCAGGCCCGAAAACGGAGGCCGAAAAGAGAGAAACAUCCGAAAAAGCCGGAGCCUCAACAGAAAGCUCCUCUAGUUCCUCCUCCACCACCACCACCACCACCACCACCACCACCACCACCACCCCUGCCAGACCCCGCUCCCCCAGAGCCGGAGGAGGAGAUCCUGGGAUCAGACGAUGAGGAGCAAGAGGACCCUGCAGACUACUGCAAAGGUGGCUAUCAUCCAGUGAAAAUUGGAGACCUCUUCAAUGGCCGGUAUCAUGUUAUUAGGAAACUAGGAUGGGGACACUUCUCUACUGUCUGGCUGUGCUGGGAUAUGCAGGGGAAAAGAUUUGUUGCAAUGAAAGUUGUAAAAAGUGCCCAGCAUUAUACAGAGACAGCUUUGGAUGAAAUAAAAUUGCUCAAAUGUGUUCGAGAAAGUGAUCCCAGUGACCCAAAUAAAGACAUGGUGGUACAGCUAAUUGAUGAUUUCAAGAUUUCAGGCAUGAAUGGAAUACAUGUCUGCAUGGUCUUUGAAGUGCUUGGUCACCAUCUCCUGAAGUGGAUCAUUAAGUCCAACUACCAGGGCCUCCCAGUGCGUUGUGUGAAGAGUAUCAUUCGUCAGGUUCUUCAAGGUUUAGAUUAUCUACAUAGUAAGUGUAAGAUCAUUCAUACAGACAUAAAGCCAGAAAACAUCCUGAUGUGUGUGGACGAUGCAUAUGUGAGAAGAAUGGCAGCAGAGGCCACUGAGUGGCAGAAAGCAGGUGCUCCUCCUCCUUCUGGGUCUGCAGUGAGUACGGCUCCACAGCAAAAACCUAUAGGAAAAAUAUCUAAAAACAAAAAGAAAAAACUGAAAAAGAAACAGAAGAGGCAGGCUGAGUUAUUGGAAAAACGCCUGCAGGAAAUAGAAGAAUUAGAGCGAGAAGCUGAAAGGAAAAUCAUAGAAGAAAACAUCACGUCAGCUGUACCUUCCAAUGAGCAAGAUGAAGACUACUGCUCAGGGUUGAAACUAAAAACAGCAGAAUUGGAGGAGUCUGCUGAGGGAGAGACUGAGAAUGACAACGGUCAAGCUGAGGAUCAGGAAGAGAAGGAAGAUGCUGAGAAAGAAAACAUUGAGAAAGAUGAAGAUGAUGUUGAACAGGAACUUGCGAACAUAGACCCUACGUGGAUAGAAUCACCUAAAACCAACGGCCAUAUUGAGAAUGGACCCUUCUUACUGGAACAGCAGCUAGAUGAUGAAGAUGAGGAUGAAGAAGAUUGCCCAAAUCCUGAGGAAUAUAACCUUGAUGAGCCAAAUGCAGAAAGUGAUUAUACAUAUAGCAGCUCCUAUGAACAAUUCAAUGGUGAAUUGCCAAAUGGACAACAUAAAAUUCCAGAGUCACAGUUUCCAGAGUUUUCCACUUCAUUGUUCUCUGGGCCCUUAGAUCCUGUGGCCUGUGGCUCUGCACUUUCUGAGGGAUCCCCCCUUACCGAGCAAGAGGAAGGCAGUCCAUCCCAUGACAGAAGCAGGACGGUUUCAGCCUCCAGUACUGGGGAUUUGCCAAAAACAAAAACCCGGGCAGCUGACUUGUUGGUGAACCCCCUCGAUCCACGGAAUGCAGAUAAAAUUAGAGUUAAAAUUGCUGACCUGGGAAAUGCUUGUUGGGUGCAUAAACACUUCACAGAAGACAUCCAGACGCGUCAGUAUAGAUCCAUAGAGGUUUUAAUAGGAGCAGGUUACAGUACGCCUGCUGACAUUUGGAGCACGGCGUGUAUGGCAUUUGAGCUGGCAACGGGAGAUUAUUUGUUUGAACCGCAUUCUGGGGAAGACUAUUCCAGGGAUGAAGACCACAUAGCCCACAUCAUAGAGCUUCUAGGCAGUAUCCCAAGGCAUUUUGCUCUGUCUGGAAAAUAUUCUCGGGAAUUCUUCAAUCGCAGAGAUCACAUAGCAUUGAUCAUUGAACUGCUGGGGAAAAUCCCUCGAAAAUACGCUAUGUUGGGGAAAUAUUCCAAGGAGUUUUUCACCAGAAAAGGUGAACUGCGGCACAUCACCAAGCUGAAGCCCUGGAGCCUCUUUGAUGUACUUGUGGAAAAGUAUGGUUGGCCCCAUGAAGAUGCUGCACAGUUUACAGAUUUUCUGAUCCCCAUGUUAGAAAUGGUUCCAGAAAAACGAGCCUCUGCUGGCGAAUGCCUUCGGCAUCCUUGGUUGAAUUCUUAGCAGAUUCUACAAAUACAGCCUUCUGAGCUAGCAGAUGUUUUCCAGUACUUGGACCUAAACGGUGACUCUCAUUCUUUAACAGGAUUACAAGUGAGCUGGCUUCAUCCUCAGAUCUUUAUUUUGCUUUGAGGUACUGUUGUUUGACAUUUUGCUUUUUGUGCACUGUGAUCCUGGGGAAGGGUAGGUAGUCUUUUGUCUUCGGCUAAGUAGUUUACUGAUCCACUUUCUUCUGGAAACAAUAACAUGUCUCUAAGCAUUGUUUCUUGUGUUGUGUGACAUACAAAUGUCUUCUUUUUUUUUUGAACAAAAAAUUCUUCACUCUUUGUGUUUUGGCAGGUUUUGUAACUAUUUAUGAAGAAAUAUUUUAGCUGAGUACUAUAUAAUUUACAAUCUUAAGAAAUUAUCAAGGUGGAACCAAGAAAUAGCAAGGAAAUGUACUAUUUUAUCUUCUGGCAAAGGGACAUCAUUCCUGUAUUAUAGUGUAUGUAAAUGCACCCUGUAAAUGUUAAUUUCAUUAAAUAUGGGAUGGGGACUCAAAUUUCAGAAAAGCUCCCAAGUCUUAGUGCUCUGUAGCCUAAGUUGCAUGUAGCAGACAAGGAGUUGUGCAAACUUUUCAUUCCAUAACAGUCCUUUUACAUUGGAUUUUAAACAAAGUGGCUCUGGUUUCCAAGAUUUCAUUCCCUGUAUGGCACUUUAAAGGAAGAAAACACAUGCUUCUCGUUCUAAAAUAUGCAUUAUAGUUAAAACUUCCAUUCGUAUUUUUGCAUAUUUUUUAAAGUACUUUUAAAGAAAGAGUGAUGUCCCUUUAAAAAUGUGAUAACCUGGUACCAUGUGGUGUUGCCUCCUCCAAGCACUGUAAGUUAAACUAUACAUAGAUUAAAUUGGACAACAGAAAAUAUGUUCAGUGUGUGGAAUGAAAGUACCUUUUUUUUUUUUUUUUUUUUUGGGAAAAACAUUAGUGUUUGUCUAAAACACACAGUAUGGUGUAACAAUUUGCAGUGCAGUGGGCAGAAUGACUCGAAGAUAACAGUGAUCACAUUCAUUCCAUAGGCAUGUGUUGCUACAACAAAUUUUACUACCUUUUUCAUUGCCUUUCCAUGAAUUGAAGUAGAGAAAAUGAUUUUCCCUUUGCAAAUUUCACAGUUUUGUUUAUGCAUUUCCUUAAAAUUAAGUGUAGAAUCCAGGACACAACCAUAGUAGGCAAUACUAUUUUAGAAUGUAAUAUACAGAGGUAUAUUUAGCCUUUUAGAAGUCAGUGGGAUGAAUGUCAGGUCUUUUUAAUUUUACAUUCAUUAAGGUGCCUCGUUUUUCUUGACUUCGUCCAUUACAAUUUAUCCAUAUGCCUUUGCAAUAACUAGAUUGUGACAGAAUACCAAGCAUUGUAAUAAUCCAUUGUUUGAGGUGCUUGUAGUUGUCUGAAACUUAAAUACAAAGUUUUUUUUUGUUGUCCCCCCACCCCCAGACAUUUCCUUGGUCAUUAGCCUAUAUUUGAAGUGACAGAAUCAGCAAACAUCUGCUAUGAUUUUUAGUGCAGUGAAACCAGAACUAAAGGAAAUAUCUGCAUUCCUUUUGCUGGAAAUGUAGUUGUAUAACAUUAAGGUUUAUUAAAAGGAAGUCAAUUAUUAUUUUGUAAGGGCAGAAUAAUCAUUUAGAAAAGAUGCUGCAGUAUAGAGUCAUUAUGUAGAAUUUCUACAAUCCAUUCUUACCUAUGUUUCAUCAAAAACUUUUUUUUUUUUUUUAACAGUAUUCACUGUCAGGGAAUAAGACACACAAUCCUUUUAGGAAUUAGCAUUAUGUCACCUACCACCGUGAGGUAGAACAUACCAUUCAUUUAAGAAUGUUAACUUUUUCUAAUAGGACUAUGGGUUACCAUGUAGCUUUCUAUGACAGAUGGCAGCUGUAAGUGAUGUAGUGAUGCUGUCCACAGUCUCCACAGGAAACUUUCUUAUGAGAACCACAGAGUACAUUUGUGUCUUCCCUAAGUCUAUAAGGAUUUUUACCAGGGUGGCCACACACGAAUGAAAUCUGUCUAGUGCAAGUUUGGCCCCUGUUGGAAAACCAGAUGGUGCGUUUUUUUUUUUAAGGGUGUGUCUCAUAAGAUAAAAUAGCCUAACUAGUUAACAAUAUAGAAACAGAUUGUCCUAGGAGUAUACAUUUUGUGACUUGUUGAUAAAGGAGGCAUGUACGCUAAAUGGGAACAACUGAUUACGCAGCUUAGGGUUGAAUUGUCCUUUUCUAUCUUUAGUCCAAGUGAAGUCUUCAUGGAAAAUGAUAAGCAGUGGAAGCAUGUAUGUGCUUAUAUCAAAUUCAGAAACUGAUUGUCUGGAAACUGGUAGGCAGAACUGCCCAAAGGCAGAGAAUUUUGGAGCUUUAAAAAAAAAAAAAAAAGGCAUAACUGAGGUGAAACAGCUUUACUAACUUGCUUCUUAUUAUGUUAUUAUACCUGGUAUACAUGGACCAUACAUAACUGGUAAAAAAGAUAAAGUAAGAUCACUGUUUCUACUGGGGUAGAGAAUUUCAGUCUGUGUCUAUAAUUGAAAUUAUUUCUUAAAUUUCACUUUUGUCUCCCAUUUGUUUUGAAAAUAACUAAUUAAAUUUUAGUAAAGCACAGUAUUUGAGAGUGCAGUGUCCCUCAUAACGGAGUCAAAAGAAUUAUGUAAGAUUCUGCAGUUUAGAAAAAAGCUUCUAUACACAUUAUUUGUAUAGUAGGCAAAUUUAAAACUGAGUUACUAAAAAUUUUUAGAAGGACAGUUCAUUUAAAGGGCUGAGUGCUGAUAUUUUACCAUAACUAGUUAACUGUUCCAUGCUGAAACUAUCAGGGGAUGGAUGCUGUAAAGCCAGUUCUUCUUUAGUGAAUGUUUUUUUAAUGAAUACCAUAGGUAGAAUUUUGUUUGACAAGUCAAGGAUGGCAAAGUUGACCUAAGUUCGCCUAAAACCUAAAGCUGGUUAAGAAAGAUUGAGUGAGUUCUAAAAGCAUAUGCGUUAAAGUCACUAUCAAUCAUUAGCUAGUUUUCAAAAGGAAAUGGAAAUUAAAAGAAUGAAAUAUGACAAAUUACUACCAAA
Molecule: messenger RNA, 5379 nt
Organism: Choloepus didactylus (southern two-toed sloth)
Lineage: Eukaryota; Metazoa; Chordata; Mammalia; Pilosa; Megalonychidae
Gene: SRPK2
Product: SRSF protein kinase 2
Exons: 17
Coding region: 4-2316 (770 amino acids)
Biological process (GO): protein phosphorylation; regulation of mRNA processing; spliceosomal complex assembly
Molecular function (GO): protein kinase activity; ATP binding
Source: RefSeq, a predicted model, not a curated record